ACGAGGGAAAAGGUGCGGCGGGGGGGAGGGAAAAGCCAGAAACAUGAGGCGCCAGAGACCCAGGGGCCGAGAGGUUUGGGUGUUUGCUUUGCCUCCCCUGCUGGCUCCAAGGUUACACAUUAAACCCUGUGGGGCUUCUGGGUCAGCCGAGGCCCGAUCGGUUUCUAGGUGAGAGCACGAGUGUCCUGGGUGAGCGUCCUUCCCCCUUUGCGCUUGCUCCCGCCACCCUCUGCUCGCAGCAGUUGUCCCACAGCCAGCCCUGGCCUGAGUCCGGAGAGGCCCACCUGGGGCCCUCCUAGUGGUCAUCAGACGUGGGCAGGUUUGGACACCUUUCGAGGGGUGAGAUGGGAGCAGAAGGUACACACCCCAUUACUCACACUCCUCACCCACUCGGAAGUAGGGACGCCAUCCCUUAGCUAAUCACCAUCCUCUUGCUCCUUAACUGAGCUUGUAUUGACUCGUGAAGAGCAGGAGGUGCCAGGGAGACACCUGGAAUUGAACUGAUUUCUGGUCAAGACCCUAAACAAUCGUACUAACCUCUGGGCAGAAGCCUAGAACCCAUGUAGGCCAAAAGGCAGUCUUUCCUCUUCUCCCUGAUGCUUUUACUCGUGAGACAGCGGUCCACUUCCCUCCCAUCUUCCCUGACGGAGGUUCCCCCGAGCCAGGGGGUCGGCGGAUGCUGAAGGCAGAGGACCCCGUGGCGGCAUUGUCUGUGUGACGCUGGGGGCUGACAGUGCUGAGAGCGCGGUGUCCACCGGCCCGGGCUGCGUGGAGACCGCGUCACAUCCUCCGCAGGAUUGUGCACCUGUGCCUGCGCAAGGCGGACCAGCAGCUGGUGAUCAUCAAGCAGAUCCCCGUGGAGCAGAUGACCAAGGAAGAGCGGCAGGCAGCCCAGAAUGAGUGUCAGGUCCUUAAGCUGCUCAACCAUCCCAAUGUCAUUGAGUACUAUGAGAACUUCCUGGAGGACAAGGCCCUCAUGAUUGCCAUGGAGUACGCACCAGGCGGCACCCUGGCUGAGUUCAUCCAGAAGCGCUGUAAUUCCCUGCUGGAGGAGGAGACCAUCCUGCACUUCUUUGUGCAGAUCCUGCUGGCGCUGCAUCACGUGCACACCCAUCUCAUCUUGCACCGGGACCUCAAGACCCAAAACAUCCUUCUUGACAAACAUCGCAUGGUCGUCAAGAUUGGCGACUUUGGCAUCUCCAAGAUCCUUAGCAGCAAGAGCAAGGCCUACACGGUGGUGGGUACGCCAUGCUACAUUUCCCCUGAACUGUGUGAGGGCAAGCCCUACAACCAGAAGAGCGACAUCUGGGCCCUGGGCUGCGUCCUCUAUGAGCUGGCCAGCCUCAAGAGGGCCUUUGAGGCUGCGAACCUGCCAGCGCUGGUGCUGAAGAUCAUGAGCGGCACCUUUGCACCCAUCUCUGACCGGUACAGCCCUGAGCUGCGCCAGCUGGUCCUGAGUCUGCUCAGCCUGGAGCCAGCACAGCGGCCACCGCUGAGCCACAUCAUGGCGCAGCCCCUCUGCAUGCGUGCCCUCCUCAACCUCCACACGGACUUGGGCAGCGUGCGAAUGCGGAGGGCAGAGAAGUCCCUGGCCACUGGGCCACCCAUAGCCCCAGGCAGCACAGGGAACAGGAUCACCAGUGCCCGCUGCAGGGGCAUCCCCCGGGGACCUGCGCGGCCAGCCAUUCCACCACCUCUGUCAUCCGUGUACACAUGGGGCGGGGGGCUCAGUGCUCCUCUGCGGCUGCCAAUGCUCAACACAGAGGUGGUUCAGGUGGCCGCCGGGCGCACACAGAAGGCUGGCGUCACACGCUCUGGGCGCCUCAUCCUGUGGGAGGCCCCACCCCUAGGUGGCGGAGGGGGCGCCCUCCUUCCCGGGGCAGUGGAGCAGCAGCAGCCCCAGUUCGUCUCCCGUUUCCUGGAAGGCCAGUCAGGUGUGACCAUCAAGCAUGUGGCCUGCGGGGACCUCUUCACAGCUUGCCUGACGGACCGAGGUAUCAUCAUGACCUUUGGCAGCGGCAGCAAUGGGUGCCUAGGCCAUGGCAGCCUCAAUGACAUCAGCCAGCCCACCAUCGUGGAGGCCCUGCUGGGUUAUGAGAUGGUGCAGGUGGCCUGUGGGGCCUCUCAUGUGCUGGCUCUGUCCACUGAGCGAGAACUGUUUGCCUGGGGCCGCGGAGAUGGUGGCCGGCUGGGACUAGGCACCAGGGAGUCCUACAACUGCCCCCAGCAGGUGCCCAUGCCCCCAGGACAGGAAGCCCAGCGGGUUGUAUGUGGCAUUGACUCCUCCAUGAUCCUCACUGUGCCUGGCCGAGUCCUGGCCUGCGGGAGCAACAGGUUCAACAAGUUGGGCCUGGACCACCUCUCCCUGGGGGAGGAGCCUGCCCCUCACCAGCAAGUGGAGGAGGUGCUGAGCUUCGCACCACUGUGCUCUGCACCCCUGGACCAGGAGACCCUGCUGAGUGUGGACCUAGGUACUGCUCAUUCAGCUGCUGUGACUGCCUCUGGGGACUGCUAUACUUUCGGCAGCAAUCAGCACGGUCAAUUGGGUACCAAUGCUCGCCGGGUCAGCCGGGCACCUUGUCAAGUGCAAGGCCUCCAGGGCAUCAAGAUAGCAAUGGUGGCCUGUGGGGAUGCCUUCACUGUAGCCAUUGGGGCAGAAGGUGAGGUAUACUCUUGGGGCAAAGGGGCCCGAGGUCGACUUGGAAGGAGGGAUGAGGACGCUGGACUCCCUCGUCCAGUGCAGCUAGAUGAGACACAUCCCUACACAGUGACUUCUGUGUCCUGUUGCCAUGGAAACACUCUCCUGGCUGUACGACCCGUCACCGAUGAGCCAGUCCCCCCGUGAGGUACCUGGAUACACCUCUGGACCACCCCAUAUUGCUUCUCUGAAUGUUCUUGGAAAGCACAGGUGCCUGAAGCAUGACUGUCUCCAUCCAGGCCCCCCGGAUUAUGUCCAGUGGGGUGUAAGAACUGAUGAAGCAAGCCCUGUGCUGCUUUUGGCCCUGGAUAUGUAAAACUGAACCCACCCUAUUACCCUAACACUUCUCUCUUCCCUCCCACCCCUUCUUCUCUUAAGUCAAUGCCCUCAGCUUGCCUUGAGUUGGAAGCCAGAUCUAACCCUUGGAAGCAGGGUAGUCUUCAGAGACUUGACAGGAAAAGGCUGGAGGUGGUGUGGCUCCACCCAGACCCUGCUCCUCCAGCCUGGUUAGAAAAUGCAUCGCUGGUGCCCAGUGGGACAGCAGCUCAGUGCUUUGGAGCAGGUCAAGGUGGAGCCUGCCUGGAGGGCCAUUCCAGUGGUCAUUCCAGCGGCCUAGCCUGUGCAUUGCCUGGGGCAGGGAGGUCUGGGGAAGCUGCUCUCACCCUCCACCCCCUCUGCCAUUCCUCCGAAACAGGUUGGGGGAAAGGUAACUGGCUGGACCAGACCAGUUUCCAGAUGACUGGAAGCAGUGCCAAUAAAAACAUCAGCUGCC
Messenger RNA from Myotis daubentonii (Daubenton's bat), 3470 nucleotides. RefSeq names its product NIMA related kinase 8 (gene NEK8). Gene Ontology annotation, cellular component: cilium. Gene Ontology annotation, biological process: animal organ morphogenesis; protein phosphorylation. Gene Ontology annotation, molecular function: ATP binding; protein kinase activity. The record is from RefSeq and is a predicted model, not a curated record. NCBI's taxonomy places the organism in Eukaryota, Metazoa, Chordata, Mammalia, Chiroptera, Vespertilionidae.